GAGGACAGCAGCAGCGACUGUGUUACUCUGCCCUGAAAACUCAAGUUCAGCAUCGGCUUUAAAACUUACUGCUGUCUCUUUGAGGUAAGUUCUGUGUUGUUUAAUUAAUAAGGACGAUGUUAGAAUUACUCAGGAGGUAAAUGUGGUAUUUAGGGCCUUUUAAUAACUGAGCUAAUCUAACGAAAUCCCUUUGGAGUCUGAGUCUGGACAAACAAGCGAGUCUGCGAGUUAUCAGUGUUUUUUACUUGUACCAAUAACUUUGCUCCCUAUGCAUUUUUAAAACAAAUAAUAUUAAUAUAAUGGUAAAGACUUAAUGACUGGGGAAAGUAUACAAAUGAGCCUGUUUAGAAUGAGACUGUAAAAUAUCUAACAUUAUCUUUUGGACUUGUUGGUCAAAUCUAAUUUUUUUGCAGUCUGAAGUGGUGGGAGAAGUUUAGUUUUCCUGUUGGUUUUUGAGGAUUUGGGGAGAGACAGUAAGGCACAGGAAUUUAUUACCCCCCUCCCCUGAGAAGAAGUCAGUUUGACUUGCUAACAGCUUAAACUGUCCUGGUCUCCUGGACAACUGAGCAACAUAAACCCCCCACUCUCAUGAGCGCCCAGCCAGCCCUGACCAAACCAGAGACUGCUUUACGGUGAAUGUCUGCACAUUUCUCCUCAGCCUCAGGAAAUGACCGACACCAACAGUGAUGGAGAGCAGAGAGACACAGAGGAGCUACUGUACAAGGGUACAAGUGUUUAAUGAUUAUUACAUCUGCAUCAUUUAUAUUGGUCCCUUGAUAGUUUGUAUUCACUCUGACUGGCCUGUUUGUCUGCACCCACAGAUCUCAAUGUCAACAGUGAUGAGAUGGUACUGAAUCCUCCAACUCUCAAACUGGACCACUGUGACCUCCUCCUAGAUGCCAUAGAUGCUCAACUUUGUCAGCUGCAGGUCUGUUGAUCACAUUUUUUUUUAAUGAUUAUGAACUGAAUUGAUGAUAAUAGGUAAUGUCUUUACUUCUAGCAGGUCCAGCACAAGACAUGCCAAGAUAUUUUCAAGAGUUGUGAUUGUAAUGAUCCAGGUAACUUAUGUCCUACACACAGUAAAUCAAUUAUGAUCUUCUUUUUUUAGAGGAUUGAAUUUAUUUUCUGUUUCCUAGCUUGUCUCAGCUGGAGCCGAUCUCUGAGCAAAGACACCGGCCUCGGAAGUACAACUCAGACGAAUGACUCUCCCAUGUCUCGUCUCGGUUUUCUACACUCUCAAACAAUGGAGCGAACAUCAGGUAGGCAGCAGGUGUUUCCUGUCGACAUAGUGAUCCAUGUGCUUUAAGAGUAUAAUUUUAAAGAAUAUAGUUUUAGAGUAGAGUAGGUUCUUUUGUUAGUUUUUAAAGCUCUAAAUGGUCUUGGUCCUUCCUAUUUGUCUGAUUUGCUUUUCCCGUAUGAUCCUGGUAGGGCCCCCAGGUCUUCAGGUGGUGGUCUUUUAAUUGUUCACAAAAUAAAAACUAAAACUAAUGGUGAAUCAUUGUUCCAACAUUACGGUCCCCAUCUGUGGAACAGCCUACCUGCAGACCUGAGAGCGAAUCCUAAUGUUCAUAUUUUUAAAGGAAAAUCAAGACCUAUUAUUUUAGUCUGGCUUUUAGUUGAAUUUUGUUUUAAUCUUUUAAUCUGCAUUAUGUGAUUUUACCCAAUUUCAGUCCUAGAGUAACUUUUUUUGUGUUUUAUUACCUCUUUUAAUUACAUUCUGUUAUUGUUUGAUUUUAAGACUGUUUUAUUAAAUUAACUUUUAACACUUUUAUCUCUUCUCUGCUCUUCCUAUAGAGAGGAGCACAGGCCGUCAGGGGGAUCUUGUCACUCCAGAGGAAGUUGAACAGAUGUUAGACAGACGACCACAAGACAAAAAAGAACGAGAGUCCCGGAAGGAGCAGGUAAUCUGGAGGCUGGAGAAACUGCUCGGUGACACCUGCGAUAAUGAAGGGAUGGCAGGAGAAAGCCACCCUCCUUCAGACAGCAUCUGCACCGAGGACUUCGUGACGCGCUUCAGGGACGAGAUGGUUGAGCUCGCACUUGAGAGUGAUUCGCAGCAACAGUGCAGAGAAGAAGAGGCUGAGGGGACACAGAAAUCAGACUGUGAUGAUUUUCAGAGCGAACAAAAGCCAGGAAGUGUUUUCAGUGUUGAUAGAGGAGAAACUGUAACUGGGAUGAAUGAUAAAGACACAAAAACAGAGUCAAAGAAGACUCGUUCAAGACAGGAACUGGAGUCUGGUCUCUCUGAUAGCUACGCAGUAAAUAGAUCUUGUUGUGACAGAGCAGGAGGUGGAGAGAGAUACGAAACACCUCAGAUGCUGGGUAAAGACAAGACGAGUGAGUACCGUCUUUACAAACAACAAGACCUUUCCUCCUCUUUUAGAAACUUGACAUUUAGUCCUGAUGACCAAAUUUAGAAAAAAAAUAAAAUUUGAGUUUGAACCACCCCACUGAACAAUAGACGGGUAUUAGACGUCUAGUCUCUUUUUUUAGACCAAAUUUCAACCGUCUAGAUUCUGUAUAUUUUAGACAGAAUUUAGACGAUGCACUUCAACCCAUUAUUCAAUAACUAUUUAUUUCAAAAAGCAACUGUGAGUUGAAUAACUGAUCUCCAAGUACUUAACCAAAUUAUGAUAGCCAUUGAGCAAUAUACAGUUAGACCUCUGUUAGCCGGCUAGUCUAAACUUGGUCUAAAUUUAGACGUUUAAUAAACUUUCAUUUUUAGACCUGUGGUAGCCUGAUUUUAGACCAGUUGUCUAGGCUACAAUUCGACCUCUCUGGGACCUGUGAAAAAGAUUUCCCAUCUUAUCUCUUUACUGAAUUUGCCCUGAAUGUGUGUUUGUAGUUUUUUUUUAAAGUCUCAUCGUUGUUUCACCAAAAGUCUGAUUUCUUUAAGAAUCUUUUCAUUUGACGUUUAUUUUUCAGUCUCUGACAGAUCAGAUGCAGAAAGAGAAACAGAGCAGCACAUUAAGACGAAGCGCUUGGCAGGUAACAUACACAGGUUACACUGAAUCCACUAACAGAUAUUAGCUAGUCUGUUAGACAUUCGUUUUCUAUUGACAGUGUCUGAUUGUGUUUGUCGUAGGGGUACCUGUGUGGAGUUUUGACACAGUGUCCAUUGACUGUGACCUUGACUCUGUUAGCACAGAACAAGUCAGACAGCAUAUCCACUGGCAACCAGGUGAGAGACCGAGGACAGAGUGGAGGAAAACAAGUCGACUUGUAAUGACAAACCAGAUAUAGAAACUAUUAACAUGUUCUUUCCCCAGGAUUUCACUCUCUUAUUCAGUCUGUCAUGGAUGUGGAUAGUCUGAGUAGCAACCAGAGUGACUGUGACACACCCACUCAGGAAGACGGUGAACCUCUGCAUUCAUCAGGUAAGGCGGGUGUAAUCUUUAGUAACUCCGCAGUGCAAGAAUAAACCGUGAUUUAAUCUCUGAUCAUUACAAAAUGUGCAUUUUUUGUUCACCAAGAUCAAAAAUCAUCACAUGGAAUAAUUCAAAGUUCCUCCGCCUGUAUCCCUCACCGUGACAAGAAAGAGGUUCAGAGGUAAAAACACUCUCUUCAUCUUCUCUCUGAUUUUAAGCCCACUUUCAUUCAGCCUAUCGGGACUCUCCGUCUUAUACUUAUACACUAUUCAUGUUUCUCCAUCACAGAGUUGCGUGUCCUUCUGAUGACAAUGACAAGGACACAGACGAGGAAAUCAACCAUCAGAGAAGGAGAUGCAGGCCUCACAGGACGUCAGAGAAGAUGCAGUCAGAUUAUGCCAGGAUGAAAGAGCUGCUCUCCACACUCCAACAGGUAAAAUAAAGUCUCCUAUAAUUUCGGCACCUUAUGAAUAAAGUUUGAGAAGUAGGUUUGAGGCUAAAUUCUCCUCUUUCAUGUGUUUAGAGAUGUCAGAAAGAAGAGGAGACACUGAAGCGGAAGAAGACUCAGUUAAGAGAUGUUGAGCUCUCCUUCUCUGAUAUUCAAACGAGAAGGAAGGUAAAGUGGAGCAUGAACAGCAGACAACCCAAAAAACUUAGGAGGAAUAAAAGGCAUGGAAAUAUUCACAGUAUAUGGUAUAUUGUGUGUCCCAGCAUGCCUUGCAGGAGUUAGAGCAGCUGAAGAAGGAGAAGAGGAGUCUGGAGUUUGAUCUGAGAGACCACAGAGCAGAGAAAGACUUUAAAAGGUAUAAAAUUCAAACUCCUGCUUAAACUUGUUUACAAAAACGUCUGUAUUUACACGCUUGUUUCACUCUGCAUCACCAUCAUACUGAACAAAGAACAGCUCUAUAAAACAUUCAUACCAUGUGUUGCAGAGGUCGGCUGCAUGAGCUGCAGAGGCAGAGACAGUCUGGUAUCGCCGAGGUAAGAGACACAGGAGAUGUCUGUGCUCAGUCAUUCUCAUGUUUUAACGUCUUCUGUUUUAAUUGUAAGUUUUUGUCUGCUGCUCCACAAACAGCCCAGUGUGUUCAUAUCCGUGCUGGAGAGGGAGGAGAUGGACAGACAGCUGGAUAGCGCCAAAGCAGAGCUGUUCGCUGAACAGAAACGUGCAAGAGAGAAGAUAGAGUCCAUGCAAGAAGUACUGUGUUCACAUCAUUUAUUAAUGUCAUUGUGUUGUUGUUUAAGUUUGUCAUCAUUGUUGUUCUUUAUGUCAUUUAUUGUUGGUGUGCCAUGUACUGUCAGUGAAGACAAAUCUCCCUACGGAACAAAUAAAUCAAAUCAAUCAGAUAAGAUAAGAUAGGAUAAUAUAAGCCUUUAUUAGUCCCACAAGGGGAAAUUCUUAUUUACAGUUCAUCCUUUACAAGAAACAUACAGUAGACAGAUGCAUACAGGGUGACAGGAACAGGAGAGCUGUCGGAUCGCCAGCCUGACCGGCGUCCCUUUCUUAGAUGAGAAAAAGAAGAACAGGAGGGAAGAAGAGGGGAAAAAAGCAACUCCAAACUCUGCUCCCAUAGGAGGGACAGUGUGGGAUCAGUAAAAAAAUACACCUCAGCACAUGAGCAAAAUAAUGACAUUACAACAAAAACACUCGAGAGCUUGCACAUGUGGGAGGAGGGCAGGUGUCAGGGAGGGCGUCGCAGCACCGAUCCUGGAGUGAGCACAACCAUACCUGCAGUACCUGCACUACAACAGAGGGGGGGCAAGACGGCGUUGAGUUGGAGGGAGGUCUGUGUGAUUAUCAUGACAAUUAUCUGUUUUAAAAGCGGAUUUAAUAAUAUAUAAUUCUGUCAACAGCAGGUGAAAUAUCUAUUGAAUUUUUCUUAAAGCCAUAACUCUAGAUAUUUGUUGAGUAUUGUAUCACAGCUGAUAAUGUCAAUGUCUGCUUUAUUUAUAUAGCACAUUUAAAAACAGCCAGUGGCCUACCACAGUGCUUUACAGUAAAAUAGCCAGAAACAAUAAAAACAAUAAAAACAUAUAAAAAUAUAAAACAACAAUAUAGAUAAACAUAGAAGUAAAUAAAAUACCCAAUAAAAGUAGCUAUACUUCCCCCAAAGCUCAAGUGAACAGGUGCGUCUUCAUACGUGUUUUAAAGUGGAAAGGCUAUUAACUCUUUAAACUAUGUUGAUAUUAAUUAAACAUUCAUGUAAAACUGUACUGUCUCCAGUUUAAUUAAAGGAGAAGAUAUUUGUAUUUUUUCUUAAAAGAUAAUGUUUCUUUGUAAAUGAAGACAUUUUCGUUUGCGCCUAAUCUUUAAGCAGAAGUUAGAGGAGACUCGAGAGGAACUCCAGAGAGCCACAGAAGUGGAGAGUUUACUGAGGGCCAGGUGUGCUUGUCUGGAGGAGAAACAAAAGCAGGAGAAGGAUCAAAUGGAGGUGAGGAUCAUUAAUAUCUUUGUUUUUUGUCAACAUCGGCUGUCUCUGGGCUCCCUACAUAUAUUGUGUUUUAUCUUUUUUGGUGUAGGGUGACCUCGGAGAAUGUCGAAUCAGAGUGGGAACCCUGGAGAGGAUGUUGACUCAGAAGGAGCUCCAGUUGGUGGAUUUAAAGGAGCAGUGUGGGACCUUAAAAACAGAGAUGGAUGGACUGAAGGGGGAGCUACAAGACCUACAAACACAACACUGCACUGCUCUGAAAGAGGCACAGGAACAAGUCCACAGACUGACAGUAAGUACUGAAGGAAACUGGAUCCUCCUUAGCUUUUAAGCUCACAAGGCUGGAUUAUUCUGAUGUAACACCGAGUAACCACUGAUAGGCUAAGUGAGUAAUCAACCUAAGAGGCAGCGUUUCAGCAGCAGGAGACAGAUUUGGCUGUGGUUCAUGUGCAGCCUCUCCUAAAUGUGACAAAUGUCUGCAAAUUAAAGUUUAAUAAUAUUGUAGCUCUGUGUUUUGUUCUCCGGUAAACGAGCAGAGUGAAGCAGAGAGGGACAAAACUUUGAGAGAACAAGCUGUUUUUCUCAAACACCAAAUUAAGUCCGAUCCAGAUUUUUGGGCUCUAUAUGAUCGAUACAGUGAGUAAAAUCAGUCCACAGGUUUGCAGUUUAUUGAUAGUUUCCUCCUUUCUGCAGCUAAAAGAAAAGGAGGUGAGAAGACUGAGGGAUUCUCUGGAGCAGCAGAAAAACCGUGAAGAGGAGCUGCGACUGGAAGCAUUAGGAAAGGUACACAGAUUAUUCACAGACGAAAAUAAACCUAAUUUUUCCAUUAAGAUUAAUUGCACUGUGUAUUUCCAGGUGCAUAAAGCACUAGAGGAGGCGAGGAGGAAGUGGGAGGCAGAAAAAGUGGAAGCUGUGCAGGUUCACUGUGGGAUUGUGGAGGAGCAAAACAGAAAGAGAGCGGAGAGUAUGAGGAGCGAGAUCCAGCAAGAGAAGUGCAAAUCAGCAACUCUUCAACAUCAAGUGCUGGAGCUAAAAACAGUAAGGUGGCAUGCACUCAGAGAUACAGCAUCACAUUAGUGUAUUUUCAUUCUGUCUGUGCAUGACUUUCUGCUCAUCUGUGAGAGGGUGCAAGAGCUGGAGACACUGCAGAGAAAGCAGGAGUCUGUGCUGGCAGUAACCUGUAAAUCACUGAAAAAGGAGCACCAGGCUAAGGUGCAGAGGAUGCAGAGGCAGAUGGCAGAGGUGCGAGAAGAAAAAAAAAAUCAUUUGCAGGUAAAUAAAGAGGUUUGGUGCUGUAGAAAAGCUGACAUGGUUUGGUUUGUGGUCGCAGGAGAGCCAGAAGACAGCACAGCAGUUCAAGCAGGCCGUGCAGCUGGCAGAGGCGGAGGCUGACAGGCAUCGGCUGAUGCUUAAAGAAAGGGAGAGCAGCCAUCAUGAAAUCACAGCUGAGCUGGAUCAGCAGCUCAGGCACUGUGCCCAGGAGCUCCGAGCAGAGAGCCAACAUCUUCUCCUAUUAGUGAGGCAGAGUGGAGCCAGACAAAGUUCUGCAGAAAUAUCUCCUGGGUAUAGUUUCCUGCUUUGGUUAACAUACGUAUCAUAUAUCAGAGAGAAAUCGACAGUGUAGGCAGCAUGAGUUUAUGGCUGUAAUAUUUCUCGUUGUACAGCUCCACAGUAGCCGAGGCCCUUCAAAGCCUAAAAGAACGAAGAGAGCAGUUGAAGCACACGAUUAACCAUCUGCAGCAGGAGCUCCACACACAGAAAGAAACCAUCGAGCAGCUGAGAAGAGCAAAGGUAUCACAGAGUACAUACUGCAGAGAGAGGUGGUGUUUGCGAAUACAGCACACAAAUACAUACCGAUAUGUUUCUAUGGUUGCAGGAGCGAGAACUGAGCAUACAGAGACAACAGCUGAGGAUGGAGAGGGACCAGGCCAUGGACUGUCUAAAGGAGCGCCUCAUUCAGGUUUGAACGUAAACAUGCGGUUCAUGUCAGGGGAACACAUACAUGAAACAAACAGCAGUGACACACCCUCAUAUGUUUCUGCAGGAGCACAUCGAGGAGUUGAGCAGUCUGAAUGUGGCUCAUAUGUGUGAUGGAGGAGCUGAGGGAGGAGGAGGAGGAGUAGCAGCAUCUCUGCGCAGACAGCUGAAGGCCAAAGACCUGGAGCUCCGACAGGUUCAGAGGAGCAUGGCCCAGUGGAAGGAGCAGACUGUGGUUCGACUGGCAUGCAAGUUUGAGGAAGAGUUGACAGCUGAACUGCAGAGGUGAAGAAACUCGUCUUGGCCGCUGAGCUUUGAGCACUAAUGUUGAACAGAUUUUUCCUUCUUUAAACGUUACAUCAGUCCAGAAAGUGAAUCAAAUCCAGGAUUGGUUUUUGAGUUUUGCCAUGGUUUCUGUUUUCUCCCAGGUGCAAGACAAAGUUGUUAAGGGGCAGGUAACUGAUCUGUAAACUUUAAAAACUAGACCUCGUACUAACCCUCCAUCUGUUCUCAAAACAGCAUGUCCUCGCCUCGUCUCAUUAGGAUCUGCAUUUUAAACCUCAGGCUUCACUGCAUGCCUUCAUGCAGCAACAUAAGUUACCCGCGAUGAGCAGCUUUUUAACGCAGGUUUGUUUGUUUGUUUUUCAGGAAAACAUCAAAGACUCCAGAGGAGACGCAGAGAAAGCCUGAGGGGCCUCAGAAAGACACGAUGCUGUGUACCAAAGUGAAUAAUAUAUCAGUAGUUUUAACUCAGUUUGGUGAGGGUGUUGUUCUUAUUGUUGUAGUCAAAACUGUCUGUCUAUUUCUCCUCCUCAUCAGGAAGUCCAGAACUCAGUUUGGCCACCAUCCCUCCCUGUCGCUGCUCCCCACAGCUCCUCAGAUGUGGCUUCAUUAAAGCUCCUCAGUCACCUGCAGAGAAGAGUGAAGCAGCUCCGUUUAGAAAACCAAGUCCUCACAUCCACUCCUUUGUCUUCAAAUACAGUCCCUUCAGAUCUCUCAGGAUCCUAUCUUGCAAAAGUGAGUGCAUAGCUGUGAUUUUAUGUUACUGCUCAUUAUUGCCCUCUCUCUCUCUCUCUCUCUUUCUCUCUCUCUCUCGUUCAGUUUAAUCAGCAGUUACAUUUACUGUGGUGAUAAACAAGAGAGCACAAAACAUUUAAAAAGUACAUUUGCAAGACUUUGACUUUGACUCGACUGAUUUUUAGAAAAUGAUUUUUUGCGAAUGACUGCGAACAUUAGCUGAGUUUACAUGGGCACAAAUAAUCGGAAUAAAUGCCCGAUCGGAAUUAAAAUGCAUCAUAUAAACAUGUCGAAGGAUUCUGAUCCAAUGUGGCCCAAUCGGAACGAAACUGUAUUAUGGUUUAUGCCGAUCGUUACUCCUAAACGCGUCCAUGUAAACACUUAUACCGAUCGUGACUCUCUUACCUGACUCGGUCUACACUCUUUAGCCUUUAGCCUGUUCUGUAGGCCAGUACAGGAGGUUUCAUUAUUAACACUCUGGCAUAAAAAACAACCGCAGGUGCCAUGUCUGCUCCUUCGGUAACAUAACAAGGCGUAAAGAUGUUUAAUCUACACGCACAGUAAAGUAAAUACGCAAGGGCGCCAUCCAGUGACAUGAUUUAACAGGGGGAAAACUCCUGAAUUGGAUUUAGUGAGCUACUACUGCGUUUGUUGGGUUGUUGACAGCACAGGCGGAAAUACAACUCUUCUUCUGUGGUUGUUUUAGCGAAAUUAGACAACUCUGCGCAUGUCCAAAUGCUUUCAAUAUGAAUAAAACUUUGUGCAUGUAUACGCACGACAUGAUCGGAUUAUUUGAUUUUGCACCGAUAUAAACAGUGGAUUCAGAUUAUCCGAUCCCUCAAAUUUUUAAUCGGAUCAAGAAAUUUUGCACACGUAAACGUGGCUAGUAAGUCUGACUUUGGUGUUUUUUUUUUAUAGAUCACUCAGGAUAUCUCUGGGAUCGAGAACCUGUCAUCAAUCAGGACAGUCUCAAGUUAAAGACAUAAAGUUAAACUCUGUGUGUGUGUGUGUGUGUGUGUGUGUGUGUGUGUGUGUGUGUGUGUGUGUGUGUGUGUGUGUGUGUGUGUGUGUGUGUGUGUGUGUGUGUGUGUGUGUGUGUGUUGGGUACACACAUCAGUGUCAAGUGUCCUUAAAAUCUGAGGCUCAUGCAUUUUAAGGCAUUUUUAGUGACCUCAGGAAUGAAUCAUUUACUGUUCUCCUAAAGAUAGGAGGUCACGGUGACAGAUGACACAGCUCGAGGGUUACUCAUUGAGUCUACAUUCCUCUGAAUGAAGGCCGUCUGAUUUUACGGCCUUGAGCUUCACUGAGCUGAGUAAGUGACAUUUUACUGAACAUCAUGUGAGUUAUGUCACACAGGCAUGAACCCUCAUAAAGCUUUGAGCUCUAUGGGAAUCCCUUGUAUAAUGAUCAGUGUUACUGCAUGUUAAAAAACUGUUUUGUAUUCUGAUAUGAGAAUGGUAUUGAGUAUCUUGAUAAACUUAGUCAAAUUGAGUUCUCUUUGUGUAAAUGUAAAGCCAGAUUUUUAAAGGCGGUGUAGUAUUUUCAAUUGUGCUCAAUAAAGGCAUUGAUAUGGUUUUGAUUUACCAUAAAAUGAGA
This is a messenger RNA of Xyrichtys novacula (pearly razorfish), 10384 nucleotides long. The record is from the annotation of a GenBank genome assembly. NCBI's taxonomy places the organism in Eukaryota, Metazoa, Chordata, Actinopteri, Labriformes, Labridae.